This is a messenger RNA of Blepharisma stoltei, 618 nucleotides long. NCBI's taxonomy places the organism in Eukaryota, Ciliophora, Heterotrichea, Heterotrichida, Blepharismidae. The record is from the annotation of a GenBank genome assembly.
AUGAACAAAAAGAUUGGCGUGUAUCGGUUGUUGUCGAUGAAAUACCAAAAUCAAGUGACUGCCAAACGUCAGCAGUUAAUAUCAAGGAUAGCUUUGGCUAACCCUUUUUAUUCCUUCAUGAGCGAUUCCCAUCUGUUUACUUUGUUGAACGAAGUGUCGAACUUUUUUCACCUUACAGAUAUUGAAAUUUGUUUUUUGGCGAUCCUUUUGAAUAGAUUCAAAAGUUUUUACUCAUUCACUCAUGAAGAAAUUCUGUACAUUAUAGCUUAUAUCGCCAAGGCCAAUUUUUCUUCCAGAAUGAAAACUUAUGAAGAAGAGUUAAAAAUCCGGUUUCCAAAUUUUCUUCUGAAAUACAGCAACUUUAUAAACGCAAAUUUUAUAAAUCAAGGCUUAAGUACUGCAGAAAUUUCAAGAAAGUAUAAGGAAUUAAGCGAAGAAAUUGUGGUUUCGCAAAGAAAAAUUGAUGAAUUAAAUGAUAAUCUUAAUGCGAUUAUGGUAACAGGAUAUAAAAGAAAGCCAAAAUCAUUUAACGAAAAAGAUGAGCUGGAGGUUGGUGCUCAUUUGAAGAAAAUAAAAUUUGAGUUUUUUGGUGAAAAUUUUGAUGAUUUGGACUCGUAA